Myripristis murdjan (pinecone soldierfish) is the source of this 1467-nucleotide messenger RNA. Its product is annotated as NACHT, LRR and PYD domains-containing protein 12-like. NCBI's taxonomy places the organism in Eukaryota, Metazoa, Chordata, Actinopteri, Holocentriformes, Holocentridae. The record is from RefSeq and is a predicted model, not a curated record. The transcript has 4 exons. Gene Ontology annotation, molecular function: protein binding. The annotation marks the transcript as partial.
AUCAUCUCACACAUCAAGGCGUCCAGGAGCCUCCACAUCAUGUGCCACAUCCCAGUCUUCUGCUGGAUCACUGCUACAGUUCUGGAGCACAUGUUGACCACAGACCAGAGAGGAGAGCUGCCCAAGAACCUGACUGAGAUGUACUCACACUUCCUGCUGGUUCAGACACAGAGGAAGAACCACAAGUACGAUAAGAGACAUGACAGGAGUCAGCAGGAGCUGAUGGAGACUGACAGGGAAGUUCUUCUGAAGCUGGGCAGGCUGGCGUUUGAACAUCUGGAGAAAGGCAACCUGAUGUUCUAUCAAGAAGACCUGGAGGAGUGUGGUCUUGAUAUCAGAGAGGCCUCAGUGUACUCAGGAGUGUGCACAGAGAUCUUCAAAACCGAGUGUGUGCUCUUCCAGAGAAAAGUCUACUGCUUUGUUCAUCUGAGCAUUCAGGAGUUUCUUGCUGGAGUCUACAUCUUCCACUGCUACACCAACAGGAACACAGAGGUACUGGCCAGAGUCAUGAGGAGAGAAUGUGAUGACGAAAAGCCAUCGUUGGAUAUCUUCCUGGAGACAGUCAUGUCUGAAGCCCUGCAGAGCAAAAAUGGUCACCUGGACCUCUUUGUCCGUUUCCUUCAUGGCCUCUCACUGGAGUUCAACCAGAGGCUCUUAGGAGGCCUGCUGGGUCAGACAGAGAGCAGAACAGAAGACAUCCAGAGAGUCAUCAAUAACCUGAAGGAGAUGAACACCUCCAAUGUCUCACCUGACAGAAGCAUCAACAUCUUCCACUGUUUGAUGGAGAUGAAUAACCUCUCAGUAAAUGAGGAUAUCCAAAAGUUCCUCAAGUCAGAGAACAGAUCACAGAUGGGAUAUCGGCAUCUCACUGAUAUCCAGUGCUCAGCUCUGGCCUACAUGCUGCAGAUGUCAGAGGAGGUUCUGGAUGUGUUGGACCUGAAGGCGUACAACACAUCAGAUGAGGGACGACGGAGACUGAUCCCAGCUGUGAGGAACUGCAGGGCCUCAGCUCUGAAGUCCAACCCCCAUCUGACAGAGCUGGACCUGAGUGACAACCAGCUGGAGGAUUCAGGAGUGGAGCUGCUGUCUGCUGGACUGGAGAGUCCAAACUGUAGACUGGAGACUCUCAGAUUGAGGAGCUGCAAGUUGACAGAGAGCAGCUGUGCUUCUCUGGCCUCGGCUCUGAAGUCCAACCCCCAUCUGACAGAGCUGGACUUGAGUGAGAACCAGCUGCAGGAUUCAGGAGUGAAGCUGCUGUCUGCUGGACUGGAGAGUCCAAACUGCAGACUGAAGACUCUCAGAUUGAAGUACUGCAGCUUGCCAGAGAGCAGCUGUGCUUCUCUGGCCUCGGCUCUGAAGUCCAACCCCCAUCUGACAGAGCUGGACCUGAGUGUGAACCAGCAGCUGCAGGAUUCAGGAGUGGAGCUGCUGUCUGCUGGACUGGAGAGUCCAAACUGUAGACUGGAG